AUGAAUUGGCUAAUGGAGAUUGAGAAGAUCUUCAAUGUGAUGGAGUGUCCCCUCUCUCAAAAGUCAGAAGGAAGUGGAAUCCUUGAGCUAAAGCAAGGGAAUGAUAUAGUGGCAGAUUAUGUUGCCAAGUUUGAUGCUUUGGUUCGCUAUUGUACUCACUACCAUGGUGAGGGUGGUGAAAGGGCUGAGUGCAUUAAGUUCGUGAAUGGCCUUCAUCCUAAGGUGAAGACAACAAUCAAUUAUCAAGAGAUUUAUCAUUAUCCAACGCUUGUCAACAAGUGUAGAAUCUACGAACGUGACAACCGUGCGCGUGCUGCUUUUUACAAGGGAACUGGAGGUCCUAUUCGUGCUGCAAGUUCUAGUGCUCUGGGUAAGAGUAAGCCUUACUCCGCUCCUGUCAAGUUUCAAGGAAAUCAUGCUAGAAGUAGACCUGUUGCUGGAAGUUUUCUCGUGAGCAAUGCUGCUAGUGUAGGAGGCUCUAUUUCUACACCUACGAGUCGAUGCAAGAAAUGUGGGCAACAUGGGCAUGAACACUAUAGUUGUCCUGACAAGGAGAUAACAUGCUUCAAUUAA
Molecule: messenger RNA, 573 nt
Organism: Cajanus cajan (pigeon pea)
Lineage: Eukaryota; Viridiplantae; Streptophyta; Magnoliopsida; Fabales; Fabaceae
Molecular function (GO): zinc ion binding; nucleic acid binding
Source: RefSeq, a predicted model, not a curated record